Oppiella nova is the source of this 681-nucleotide messenger RNA. Lineage: Eukaryota; Metazoa; Arthropoda; Arachnida; Sarcoptiformes; Oppiidae. The record is from the annotation of a GenBank genome assembly.
AUGUUUUGUUUAUGCGUUGGAGGCGCAUCGCAUCCGCUCUCCAGACACCACAUCCACGCCAUGACCGCAUCGCUCAAGAAGUUCUGCGUCUUAAGCGACUUGAAGGCCUUGAAGCAGAUACUGGUGCCCGACUACCAGACCAUUCAGGAGCGCAACAGAGAUGAUGAUUACGACAAUCGUUGGAAUUGGCAAACGAGUCACUUCUUGGACACCACCGACGACCAGACGGCCGCAGACGACACCGAUUGGACGCAACGGUUGAUGUCAUCGAUGGUGACGUUCAGCCCGUUCUCGGAUCUGAUGGCAUUCGCCAAACAAAGCCAUUUAGCCGUAUAUCGACUCAAACAGCCGGGCGAUCAGAGCUCGAGCGCCACCACCGCCGCCAAGUCUACCGUCGCCCCCACCGACGGCUGCCGUGAAUUGCAUCUGAGUUUUGAGACACAACUGACGAGCGGACAGAACGCGGCCUUUGAGGAGAUAACGUGUCUCCUAUUGGUUCCCAUUGUGUCGCAACAGAAGUCCUCGUCGUUCGCGUUCAACGACUGGACGGCGAUUGUCAUCGGCUUCUCUUCGGGCUAUUUCCGGAUAUACACCGAAAACGGCAAACUCUUGUUGAGUCAAUGCCUGCACAGCGAACCCAUUAUAGACAUCAAGUGUCAGACAUUCCGACAGAUGAGCGCC